UCCCAUUUGACUCAAGAUGACUUUUGCCAUUCAAGAAGUUGAAAUUCAUAUACAUUUUUAAAUGAAUUUAGUUUCAUAUCUUGCUUAAGAGAGUCCCUUCUAUCCCCAAACUAUAAAAUAUUCUCUGUACUUAAAUCCUCUCAAUUUUAUUUUUCCGUUGAGAUCGUUUAUCUACUGGGAUUUAUUUUUGCACAUAACACGAGGCAGGGAACGGAAUAAUUUAAAAAAAAAAAAAAAACUGCCAGGCAUCCGAAGAGCUUAAGCAAAAUCGAAGGAGCGGUGGACAAGUACGCUCUGGGUAUUUCUGCAAGCAGGAUUAAGGUCAGAUCUUGGAAGCAUUUCCGGUAUGCUUAAAACUAUCAGGGCGGGAGAGCGAUUUAUAAUGCAAGGAGUCUAGCUAGCAUUUUAUGCUUCCGCUCCCCAGUGUCCUCGGGAUGAUCAGACGGUUUCCUAUCUAGGAACGUUGGAUACGGAUUCUCUCCGCACCCUCAGCGACGGAAUAUCUAUCUGCUCAUUAAAAAAGCCACCUACUGAGGUCAAUCAAAACAUUCCGGGCCAUCAAGGGCAAAAACUGCCGGAGAGAAUCAGCUGUCCAAUAGUGAGGGGAGGGCAAGCGGGACGACGCUCUGCGCAUGUGCGCUCUCUGUUGAAACUCUCCCGGGGUGCUCUUUAGCAAGUCCGGGCUUCCGGCCGGUGGCGCAUGCGCAGCCUAGUUAUUGCGCUGAGCGACUCUGUAGGUCAGCUCGGUGCUCAGGGCCCUCUGGGAAGAUGGCCGGAGCCGGCAUGGCGUCUCUGGGCGCCUGGGUACCUUGUCGGAGGUGGAGCAAAGCGGCCGUCUUUGGCUUCCACCGUGGCUUCACCGCAUUAUUCAAAAGGAAGCUCGAGGGGACGCCACGGUGGCUCCCAGCUUGCAGACAAAAGACAUCAGUCUCUUUCCUUAGUCGACCAGACCUUCCAAAACUGGCUUAUAAGAAGCUAAAAGGCAAAAGUCCAGGAGUUAUCUUCAUCCCUGGCUAUGUUUCUAAUAUGAACGGUACAAAAGCAUUGGCGAUUGAAGAGUUUUGCAAAUCUCUAGGUCACGCCUAUAUAAGGUUUGAUUACUCAGGAGUUGGAAAUUCGGAUGGCAACUUAGAAGAAUGCACAGUGGGAAGAUGGAGAAAAGAUGUUCUUUCUAUAAUUGAUGACUUAGCUGAAGGACCGCAGAUACUAGUUGGAUCUAGCCUUGGAGGUUGGCUUAUGUUUCAUGCUGCAAUUGCAAGGCCACAAAGAGUUGUUGCCCUUAUUGGUGUAGCCACAGCUGUAGAUGGCCUGGUGACACAGUUCAAUCAGCUUCCUGUUGAGGUCAAAAAGGAAGUAGAGACGAAAGGCGUGUGGGCCAUGCCAUCAAGGUACAGUGAAGACGGAGUUUAUCACCUUCAGUACAGUUUCAUUAAGGAAGCCGAACACCACUGCUUGUUACAUAGCCCUAUCCCUGUGACCUGCCCGGUACGACUGCUCCAUGGCAUGAAAGAUGACAUCAUACCUUGGCAUACAUCCAUACAGGUUGCUGACCGAGUGGUCAGUGCAGAUGUAGAUGUCAUCCUCCGAAAGCAUAGUGAUCACCGAAUGAAGGAAAAAGCAGACAUUCAACUCCUUGUUUACACUAUUGAUGACUUAAUUGAUAAGCUUUCAACUGUAGUUAACUAGAAUCACAUUUUUAGUUGGUAUGUAAACUAACAGAUCCAGAAGCUUGGAAGAGGGAUAACAAAUGAAAGACCCCGAUACUUGGGUUUUUUCCUCUUGUCUCUACUUUGUAAAUAUCACAUGAGUAUUUAUUCAAUGAUGUAGGAUACAAAUGGUGCAGAUCGUGAAGAAAGUACAAGCUGCUGUUUGGAAAAUUUUCUCCUUCCUUCAAUCUUUGAUUUUUUUAAAUUGAAGUAUUGUUGACACACCAGUGUUACGUCAAAUCACAUAGUGAUUCGACAGCCCUAUAUGUUACACUGCGCUCACCACAAGCGUAGCUAUUGUCUGUACGAUACGGCGCUAUUACAAUACCACUGACUCUGUUCCCUGUGCGGUACCUUUCAUCCCAGUGGUUACUCAUUCUGUAGCUGGAAGCCUGUAGCUCCCACUCUUCUUCACUUAUUUUUGUUCACCCACCCACCCCCUCCCUCUGACAACCACCAUUUCUCUGUUUAUGUGGGUCUGUUUCUGCUUUGUUUGUUUUGCUUUUUAGGUUCCACAUAUAAGUAAAAUCAUACCAUAUUUUGUCUUUCUCUGUCUUAUUUCACUUAAUUUAAUACCUUCUAGAUGUAUCCAUGUUGCAUGGUUGUUUGUGGUUUUUGUUUUGUUUUGUUUUGUUUUGUUUUUUUCAUUAAAAUAUUUCCUACUUUUUUGUUCAAGAGAUGUUUACCUGCUAAAUGCUUAUGUUAAAUCGGGACAGCUCUUAAUUUGUUGUAUUCUUGUCUACUUAGAAUUGUUAAUAAAGCUGGAAUUUUUUGUCUUU
Molecule: messenger RNA, 2485 nt
Organism: Mustela erminea (ermine)
Lineage: Eukaryota; Metazoa; Chordata; Mammalia; Carnivora; Mustelidae
Gene: ABHD10
Product: abhydrolase domain containing 10, depalmitoylase
Exons: 5
Coding region: 769-1686 (305 amino acids)
Biological process (GO): protein depalmitoylation
Cellular component (GO): mitochondrion
Molecular function (GO): palmitoyl-(protein) hydrolase activity; hydrolase activity, hydrolyzing O-glycosyl compounds
Source: RefSeq, a predicted model, not a curated record